UUUCACUGAUUGAAGUUGUUAAUUUUGGGUAAAUAUUAAUGUCUGCCUUAUAUGACUGAAACAGUGCCUUAUUAAAUAUGCCUUACGAUGGACUGAAUGUUUGCCUUAAACAUUAAAUUGUGUAGCCUUACAUAUCUGAAAACGGCCUUAUUUUCCUAAUUAAUAUCCUCAAAUACGCCCCUCAUAAUGAUCAACUUUUGUUCACUCCAGCUCUCCACUCUGUAGUAGAAAGUACAUUUAUCUGUAGUUUUCUAAACAAACUUUACAAUGACCGAGUUUGAAACCACAAUUCUCAAUAUUUCUGAUACGGAGUCAUCAGACGAAGACAAUUUACCACCAAGAAAGAAGGCCAAAUUCAAAAGAAACUUCUUAGACUACUUUAAGGGUGCAAUUUAUGAAAACUUAACAAUUGCGGAGGAAAUUCUGAAGGCCGAAGGAGAGUUUCGUUUCAAAUCUGCCAAUCAAACCGAAUGUGGCAUGAAGCAUUUUUAUAAGUGCAAAGUAUCCAGCAAGUGUUCUGCUAAGCUAUAUCUGCUUCUCGCUGAAGACGGACAAGACGUAAUUCGUUAUCAGACCAACACUGCUCAUGACCACCUACAGAAAAAUAAAACAAGCGGAGUUCAAGGUCCAACGCGACAAUUAAUGGUCGAAUUGCUUAAAAAUGGCAUCUCAGGUCCCUCUCAAAUCCAAGCAAGUAUUCGUGAUUCCGGUCUUCCAAUACCAAAUCGAAAGCAAAUUUCAAAUGCCAAAGCCUACCUAAAAUCAAUUGAGGCCCCACGAAUUGUAUCAUUAGGGGACCUUGAAAAACAACUAUCUGCACUCCUAACAGAACCUACUAGCCAAGAUCAAACAAUUUUGGUAGGAAAGAUCAUUGACUUUGAAAAGAAAACAUUCCACUUCAUGCUAUCUACGCCAAGAUUGAUGCAAGUUCUCACAUUUGGAGAUUGCUUACAUGCUGAUGGGACCUACAAAUUGGUAUUGGAAAAUUUUCCAGUCCUUGUUCUUGGGACGUUGGACAAAAAUAGAAAUUUCCACCCAAUUAGCAUUGCUGUAUCAACCGGCGAAACAGAGCAAGAUUAUGGCAACAUUUUUAGGAUUUUAGCGAGUUCAUGUGGCACUAAAUAUGAGCCAAAAGUAUUAAUUGCUGAUUCAGCAGAAGCAAUCACAAACGGCUUCGAAUCAGUUUUUGGGAGCAACUUCGUUCGAGUGUAUUGUUGGUACCACGUGAGUGCAAAGAUCAAGGAUCGAUUAAAACAAAUAGAAUGUCCGGAAACCAGGCGUGAAUUAAAGUCUGACAUAGAUUUACUUCAGUUAGCAGAAGAUAAACUUGAUUUCGAUGCGGCUGUACAUUUGUUUAGGCAGAAAUGGUCCGGAGUUGAUGCCGUCAAAAACUUCGUUGGCUACUUUAUUGGAGAAUAUAUUGACCAAAGGUGCGGCUGGUAUGAAGGAACUGCCCCAGGGUUCCCUUCCACUAAUAAUGGACUCGAGUCAAUAAAUGGACUCAUCAAACGUCAGGGAACACUUCGGAAGAGGCUACCUCUUGGAGAAUUCGUCAACUGUAUCUCCAAGCUUCUAUCUGGUUGGUCCAGUGAGAGAGACCCUCAGCUACCGGAUUACAAACGAUUUAGACUCGAACCAGUUAUAACAAUUGCGGCCAUGACCGAUGCCUACAAUUGGUUUAAAGAUACCUCUCGUCCAUCAACGAGACAAAAAAAGAUUAACGAUACCAUAAUCAAGUUUUUCGUACCAGCCAAAGGAACAAGGUCACUAGAUGAAAAGGACAUAGCCAACUACAUUCAGCUUACAGAGAAAAAGUCGUGGAGAAAGUUCGAAACAUACCGGAAGACGAAAGAAAAGCUUUGGGUGAUAGAGUAUGAUAUUAUAAAUUGGAUGCAAUCCCGUUGUAAUUGUCCCAUGUUUAAAAAACAGCAUAUUUGUAAACACUUAAUUGGGCUCGCUGCCAACCGCAAAGAUUUUAAUAUUUCUGACGCCUGCAAAAAUGUUCCAAUUGGUAUAAAACGACGCCCAGGUCGCCCCAAACAAUGUAAACAAGCUCUUAUCGUUGAAUAAUUAUAUAUUUUUUAAUUACAUGUGUGAUCUGGGUUCAAAGAUCAUGUAAAUAAACAAAUUUUAAUAUCGGGAAAUUAAGGCACUUUUUUCAGUCGAUUUCUAUUUUUUUUCAACGUUUAAGGCAAACAUUCAGUCAAUCGUAAGGCAUAUUUAAUAAGGCCUGGUUUCAGUCAAAUAAGGCAGCCAUUAAAUACCACCCGUUAAUUUUUGACAGUGAAGCAAACAAUAAUAAUUAAUUUGAUUAUUAAUUUAUUAAGUUGUUAAAGAUGAUUUUUAUUUUGUUUCGUCCAAAAAAACAUUUUUUUUACUAAAUAUAUAAGUAUUUAUUAAUUAAUUAUGAGUUUAACUACUGGCAAUAAAAAUUGUGCAUUACAAACAAAAUCUUUGAUUAAAUGACCCAUAUAUGUAUACAUAUGUAUUUAUGAAUACAUUUACUGCCCACAAAUGUGCAUACAUAGGAUGAUACUUUAUACAUGCCGCACUUAGAAAAUAAAUAUUUGGAAUUAUGUAUGAAUGUAAAAGGGAAUAUUUAUCUAACAAGAUAUGUACUGCAAAGAUUUUUAGAAU
Messenger RNA from Folsomia candida, 2637 nucleotides. RefSeq lists its product as uncharacterized. Gene Ontology annotation, molecular function: zinc ion binding. NCBI's taxonomy places the organism in Eukaryota, Metazoa, Arthropoda, Collembola, Entomobryomorpha, Isotomidae. Bases 268 to 2070 code for a protein of 600 amino acids. The record is from RefSeq and is a predicted model, not a curated record. The transcript has 2 exons.